AUGAUCAUUCGGGCUACCCUCAAGUUCUCUGAGACCCCUUCUGAGAGCAGCAGGCAGCACGGCAUCUUCAUAGUCCUGGGUGUAAUAACGAUAUACAUUGGGUCUGCAGUGGUAUCGGGUGCUUACUGGCACGCUGUCAACAGCGAUGUCACUCGUCUACGAGGGCUGCUGUUCAGCGCUAUUUUCAAGCGGGCUCUGGUGACCGAGGAGGCCCAAGAAGACGGCGGAAAUGGGGCAAUGGUCAGCCUUCUGAGUUCUGACGUUGAUGCCGUUCUGCAGGGCUUCCUGUGGAUACACGAACUCUGGGCGACCCCCGUCACCGCUGCCAUCUCAAUGUGGAUGCUGUACCAAGAAAUUUCUAUCUCCCCUCAUAUGUACUUUCGGUAUGUGACCCGCCUCCGACAUGCCAACACAACAUACCGUCGCUAUUUUGCUAACGACGAUUAUCCUUUCCCUGAAGCCGUCACCACCAUGUCGUCAUUCCUUUCAAAGUACCUCAAGUCCCUCCAGCAGACAUGGCUUCAAAGUACAGCCGAGAGGUCGGAAGGUACCCUUUACGUGCUUCGGAACAUGCUUGGCAUAAAGAUGUCGGGAAGUUCCAAGAUGAUCUCGGACGUGGUCAUGAGAUAUCGACACGUUGAAGUCGAGAAGAGCAAGUGCGUACCGUGGCCCGAGAAAACCCCCGGCUCAGUCUCCAAGUUUAUAAUACUGAAGUGUUCCUUCAAGUUGGAUAAUGAUGGAACACUGAUGCCCACUGCAUUUCUACCAGCCAACGUAUCCACGCUGGGCAUCACCCUGGCUACCUUGUCGACAUUUGCUCUCCUUUCAAAAUAUACGGGCGAAGAACUCAAUGCAAGCAAGAUGUUUACGGCCCUGGCAAUCUUGCAGUUGCCCAUGAGCUCCUUGCAGACCCUGGUCGCCUCUGUCCCACUGAUGGGAGCAACCAUGGCAUCCCUACAAAGGAUCCAAGCGUACCUCGCCCAGGGUGGAGAGAGCUCUUCUGGUGUGACCUCUACUGCUUUGACGCAGCUUGGUGACAUGUCUGGGGUGGAUGCUCUGGAAAAGUCUUGGGAUGAAAUAAAGGGCGAGAAGCAGCCACCAGUCUUCGAUAUCAAGGAUGGGACAAUUGGCUGGACAGGGUCGAGGCCCCUGAUGCGGAACGUCUCUUUUGAUGUUCGACAGGCCGAUAUUUGUUUCAUCUACGGACAGGCUGGUUCCGGCAAAUCGUCCCUACUCGACAUCAUCGCAGGCCGAGCGCAGGCCCUCAAAUCCGUAGCAUCGAUCGCCAAAAGCUUCACCAGUGCCGCUUACUGCGAACAAAGCCCCUGGCUUCUCGACGACACGAUUCAGAAUGUCAUAGUGGGCGCCGAGAGGCUCGACCGGAACUGGCUCGAGCGCGUACUCUCCAUAUGUUGCCUUACCGCGGACAUCGCGGGGCUUGAGAAGGGCGUGAAUACGCUGGUCGGCGCGAAUGGGGCUAGCUUGAGUGGAGGCCAAAAGAAGCGUGUCGCUUUGGCACGAGCUAUCUACUCGCGGAACAAGGUCCUUCUACUCGACGACCCUCUGGCCAGUCUCGACGCCAACAGUGAGCGUAUUCUUGGCGAAACCCUUUUAGGCCCAGGGGGAUAUUUCAAGGCCGCAGGGGCUACAGUCAUCCUCACGACCAGUGUGGCAAAAUACCUCCACCUGGCAGAUCGUGUCUUCGAAAUAGCGGCAGAGGAUCUUGUUGAACGACCCGCGCAGUCUGAUUGCUCGGCUGCCAGACGUGACAAUCAGCUCCAAACAGUGCUGUUGGAUGCAGGUGAUACUAGCACGUUGCAAGUGGAAAAAGAGUGCGCAGGACUUCAGGAUGCCACCAGCGGCAAUACCGAUGCUGUAGGGGACAGGACGAUGAGAGCACCAACGGUAUUGGAAAGCGAUCCCGCGCCUAAAGCCUCUCUCGAAGAACACAAACUCUACGUGUCCUCAUUAGGGAGGACAAACUUCAUCGUUUUCAUGUUCCUGUCUGCCUCAAUUGCUGUCGCAUCGCUCACCAGAAGUUUUGAGCUCAAGAGGAUCUCGGAAUACCACUCUCAUGAUGCCUACAACCACCUCGGAGUUUAUAUUUCUCUCGUCUCAAUGACCUUGAUUCUGAUCUUCAGCUGGAAUUGGCAUUUCUACAUCCAUGGUGUGGGUACAUCGAGUAUCCAGUUGCAUAAGGUGCAGUGGGAGGCACUGAUCAAGUAG
Molecule: messenger RNA, 2226 nt
Organism: Diaporthe batatas
Lineage: Eukaryota; Fungi; Ascomycota; Sordariomycetes; Diaporthales; Diaporthaceae
Exons: 9
Coding region: 1-2226 (741 amino acids)
Biological process (GO): transmembrane transport
Cellular component (GO): membrane
Molecular function (GO): ATP hydrolysis activity; ATP binding; ATPase-coupled transmembrane transporter activity
Source: RefSeq, a predicted model, not a curated record